AUGUGGUUUAUUUUCCCGUUUCAGGGUUGGAUUAUCGUUAUUACAUGUUCGAUCUAUACUUCUUUGUCGUAUUUAGUAGUAGAAAUCAUUUCUUUAUAUCACCCUGGAAAAAUCUGUCAGUUUCUUCAUUCAUCCGAAUCACAAAUUACUUACAAUUUAAUCGCGACAGCCACCGACUCUUCAUGCCGUCUGGCAAGUUGCUGCGGUCGAAGAAAAGGUACUCAAGCAGGAGAAUACUGCAGUAACCCAUUCUUUGCAUACACACGGAAAAUUGUACCAUCUAUGAAAUUGGUUGCAAACAGAAUUUUAUUUGAUGGAUGCGUUUUGUUACCAACUUGGCUUGACCAGAAAAACUGGAUUAUCGGAAAAAAAAUGACGGAAAUUGUUGAAUAUGUCGCAGCGAAUGAGAGGAUCGAUGAAAGUAUGUUGAGAAUGUGUUACGUGCCCAGUGAAGAAUUCGACGAGUUUUCUACUUUACCCUUUGUUGCUUCAUAA
Molecule: messenger RNA, 495 nt
Organism: Loa loa (African eye worm)
Lineage: Eukaryota; Metazoa; Nematoda; Chromadorea; Rhabditida; Onchocercidae
Exons: 5
Coding region: 1-495 (164 amino acids)
Source: RefSeq, a predicted model, not a curated record